This is a messenger RNA of Lactuca saligna, 1524 nucleotides long. NCBI's taxonomy places the organism in Eukaryota, Viridiplantae, Streptophyta, Magnoliopsida, Asterales, Asteraceae. The record is from the annotation of a GenBank genome assembly.
AUGGUGAAGGACAAGAUAGGCGAUGGUUUAGAGGUGAAGGGAGUUGGUAGUUUUAGAGCCAUCGACAUUGACGGUAGGGACGACCUAAUGGGUGGGCAAGUAGCCGAUUGGGGCACCAACUUUGGGUUUUCAAAGAAAACAACGAAGCCAGAUGAGUUAGUUUCGAAAGCUGUGGUAAAACAUGUUGAACCUGUUGUUCCAGAACCAACUUCAGUUACAAUUCCUUCUAAGACUGGAGUUUUUCGAAGAUUAAAGCUGAAGUAUGGUGGAUCUCCUACUUCGAAUGUGGUUCGCAAGCCUCAUAUUACUCAUCAAGGUGUAGUUAUGCGUGAAGUCCCAGCUCCAGUUUCUCCUCACUCAAAGAAACGAAGGGCUGAAGAUAUGGCUAAGAAGAUUUCAAAGAAAAAGAAGAAGACAAAGAAGAGACAGUUAGUAAUUCCAACGGAAUCAUCCAAAGAAGAAGAAGGGCUUGAAACACCCGAACUCGAACCUAUUAUAGAGCCUACUUUUCCUGAGAAGAUUGUUGUCAUACAACCCGAAGUUUCGUCUACCAAAUCAUCUCAUGAUGACGUACGAACUUUAGACAUCAAUGCAAACGUAUCUGAUACAGGUGUAAAUGUCAUCAUGGGUGAAGGAGAUUUAUCAAAGGAAACUACUCAACCUCCACAAGGUACUCCAAUUACUAUUUCUGUCGAACCCAUUACUAGUACCUUUGUUUCUUUACCUCCAUAUAUCAUCCCUACUACUUCCACCACUGAUUCACCAACCUUUCAAAACAUCAUCGACCAACCCUUUACAUCCAUUUUCUCAUCUCAAUCCAAUCAUCCACCCAAAGCGAAUGAUGAAUCUGAUAACGAAGAAGGUGGCUUUGGAGGUACUUCUGAAGAUAUGGCUUUUGAUGAAGAAGAAGAGGAUUUCCCGGACCAUAUGCUCAUGUCUAUGAAACAAUUCAAAAUUCUGAAUAAAAAGCAAAAUUCAAUUAUUCAGUCUCAAGCCGACAUGGGGGGAGGAAGUUCAUCUUCUACUUUUGAAAUUGAUGAGCUGAUGAAAGCUUUUGAGGCAAGAAUGUAUGUCGGAGCUGUGAAAGAAUUAACGAACAUUCAAAAGGAACAACAUAUAUUGUUCGUUAUCGAUGUAAAGAAAGUAAGAGAAGAUGUUAAUUUGAAGCAUCAAGAGCUUCAAGAUGACAUGUUCCUUUCCCAAAAGUUUACACAGUUUGAAGCCGUACUCCACAAACAAUUAGCUCCCCUGUCAACCAUCUCGAAUAUUUUGCCAACUGGUGCCCCACCUAUUCGAAUAGGAGUGCAAGGGGGAGAAAAGAGAGUUGGAGAAGGAUCUCAUGUGAAGGCUGGAGGUGAUGCUUUACAUGGAGAAGCUAAAGUUGUUGGCAAAGUGUAUCCUUCAAAAAUUCCAUUGACUAAGCCUACAAUUUCGAGUGCUGGAACAGUUACUUCAACUAUUGUAACGUCCAUGCCAAUCACAAAGUUGAUUUACGAAGGGGAUGUUUAUUGGUUUAUCCACUGA